AUGGCUUUGACACUCCAUUCUUCAAUUUCUUUCAUUAAUCUGAAAGAUACAAGAAGUUUAAAAACUCCCGAUGACUUCUCUGGCAUGGUUUGCUUUGCACAAUUCAAGCCAUCGUGCCGUCUCCAAGCAAAGAAUUCAACGCAAGAAGCUCAACUCUCCCAUGAGAGAACCUCAAUUUUGGAAGGGAGGAGAAAUGAGCAAAGGGAGAAGCUUCAUGGGUUAUCAUCUACUCACACGGAAAAUGAUUUGAGAGUGCCUGUCUUUGUGAUGCUACCACUCGACACCGUAUCACUUGGGGGAAAAUUGAACAAGCCACGAGUGAUGAAUGCAAGUUUGAUGGCCAUGAAAAGUGCUGGAGUUGAAGGAGUAAUGGUUGAUGCAUGGUGGGGCUUGGUGGAGAAAGAUGGACCUUUGAAAUACAACUGGGAAGGGUAUGCCGAGCUUGUAAAGAUGGUGCAGAAGCACGGCUUGAAGCUUCAAGUUGUCAUGUCUUUUCAUCAGUGUGGUGGGAAUGUUGGAGACUCCUGCAGCAUUCCUCUACCCCCAUGGGUGCUUGAAGAAAUCAGCAAGAAUCCUGACCUUGUCUACAUAGACAGAUAA
Molecule: messenger RNA, 600 nt
Organism: Ilex paraguariensis (yerba mate)
Lineage: Eukaryota; Viridiplantae; Streptophyta; Magnoliopsida; Aquifoliales; Aquifoliaceae
Source: the annotation of a GenBank genome assembly